Molecule: messenger RNA, 1667 nt
Organism: Pangasianodon hypophthalmus (striped catfish)
Lineage: Eukaryota; Metazoa; Chordata; Actinopteri; Siluriformes; Pangasiidae
Product: transcription factor HES-2-like
Exons: 3
Coding region: 29-607 (192 amino acids)
Biological process (GO): anterior/posterior pattern specification; regulation of neurogenesis; regulation of transcription by RNA polymerase II
Cellular component (GO): nucleus
Molecular function (GO): protein dimerization activity; DNA-binding transcription factor activity, RNA polymerase II-specific; RNA polymerase II cis-regulatory region sequence-specific DNA binding
Source: RefSeq, a predicted model, not a curated record
GAAGACUACAUCUCUGCAGGAAUCAAGAAUGACUCCAGCUGUGUCUUUCCCGCCCCGCGGUGCCAGCACGGUGGCCAUGAGAAAAGAGGCCUCGGAGCUGCGAAAAACCUUAAAACCUCUGAUGGAGAAGCGCAGACGAGCGCGCAUUAAUGACUGCCUCAGCCAGCUGAAAAACCUCAUCCUUCCUCUGAUGGGAAAAGAUAACUGUCGCUACUCGAAGCUCGAGAAAGCAGACAUCCUGGAAAUGACGGUCAAAUUCCUCACUGAUGUCCCUCAGACUCCGAUAAAUGAUGCUGCAGACAGUUACAGAGAGGGCUAUGAAGCGUGCCUGCAGCGGGUCUCCGCGCUCCUCCCGCGCACGAGCCUCGACCGUGAAACCUGCGCGCGCGUGCACGACUUCAUCCAGCAGUCGCUGCGCUCGAGCUCGCCGGCCUGCCGCACGUGCAGCGCUCGCACCUCCAGCGCGCUCUCACCGAUCCAGCACGAGCGGCUUCUGAGCCGGAAAUGGAUCGACAUCACUCGGAGAGAAAAGCGCGCGAGCGUCACUGCGGAGAGAGCUCAGGAUGCGCCACAGGUCGCCGCUCAGCCCGUGUGGAGACCGUGGUAGCUGCAGAGAAGCGGCACGCGCUUCAUGCUACUUGUUAAAUAAUGUACAUAAACAGCCUAGAGAUGAGUUGUAAAUACUUGCAGCUAUGUAUAGCGUGCUGACUUGAGGUACUAAGUCAAGUCGAUUUUUACUUAAGUAUUGUAUACUUGUUCGCUUUGUCAAAAUUCGCUCGUUUGUAUCUAUCGGUUCGUUUUCUUAGAGAUCCUGCGCGGAAGCUGUAAAUAACGCGCGCGUGCGGUUUGGGGUUGAGGGUGAGGGCUUGUAGAAAACGCCUAUGUAAGACCCUGGGGGUUGUCCAGUGUAAGACAUGUGCUCUUCCACUUCAGUAUUCUGAGUUUGUGCAGAUUAUUUCACUCGUAAGCACAUUAUGUUGUGUUUUAAAGUCUCAUUUCUGAGAGAUGUGCUGUUUAUUCUCUUUGUUUACUUUGUUUAUUUCUUUGUUUACAGUCUCAUUUUUAGAGACGUGUUAUUUAUUAUUUUUGUUUACUUGUAAACACGUUUGAUGUGUUAUACAGUCUCAUUUCUGAGACGUGUUAUUUAUUAUUUUCUUUGUUUACUUGUAAACACGUUUGAUGUGUUAUAGUCUCAUUUCUGAGAGACGUGUUAUUUAUUAUUUUCUUUGUUUACUUGUAAACACGUUUGAUGUGUUAUAGUCUCAUUUUUGAGAGACGUGUAAUUUAUUUAUUGUUUACUUGUAAACACGUUUGAUGUGUUAUUCAGUCUCAUUUUUGAGAGACGUGUUAUUUAUUUAUUUAUUGUUUACUUGUAAACACGUUUGAUGUGUUAUACAGUCUCAUUUUUAGAGACGUGUUAUUUAUUUAUUGUUUACUUGUAAACACGUUUGAUGUGUUAUACAGUCUCAUUUUUAGAGACGUGUUAUUUAUUUAUUGUUUACUUGUAAACACGUUUGAUGUGUUAUUCAGUCUCAUUUUUGAGAGACGUGUUAUUUAUUUAUUUAUUGUUUACUUGUAAACACGUUUGGUGUGUUAUACAGUCUCAUUUUUAGAGACGUGUUAUUUAUUUAUUUAUUUAUUGUUUACUUGUAAACACGUUUGAUGUG